AUGGGGAAUGGAGGAAGUUUCUCAGGUGCUAAUGGACUAGAAAGUCAGGUUGUGGAGAUCCUGACUCCUCGGAAGAAGCCUUUGUUUCACCUCUGGUUCAAGAUCCUGCUUGGCCUGGUGUUCCUCAUCUCGUGCUACACUCUGUACAGUAGCUCUCAGAUAUGGAUGACCUCUCAACUAGGGCAUUACAACAGGCACCUUAAUUGGACCACUCCACCUGAAGUUCCAUUUUCUGACAAAAUUCAACCAAUCGAAAAAAACACCAAAUCCCACACUGAACUUCCUACAACACUUCCUACUGCAGCACCUAUAGGAACUUUGUACCACCAAGCCUACGCACGCAACUACCACUUUGUUAUGAAUAACCCAGAGGUGUGCAAAACCAAAACCCCUUUCCUGAUCCUGCUGGUUCCAGUAGCACCAGGUAACGCACAAGCCCGGAAUGCUGUCCGGCAGACAUGGGGCCACCUCAGCCUUGUUCAGGGGGAAGUGGUGGUAACUCUCUUCAUGCUUGGACUCUCUAAAGAAGCUGAUGUGCAGCAGCAAGAGAAGCUCCAACAGGAGAACCUUCAGCACCACGACCUGAUCCAGAGCAACUUCAUUGACACCUACCUCAAUCUGACAAUCAAAACCAUGGUGAUCAUGGACUGGCUGGCUACCUUCUGCCCAACAGCAGCGUACGGCAUGAAAAUUGACUCAGACAUGUUCUUGAACAUUGACAAUCUGGUGAUUAUGCUGAGUAGGCCCGGUAUACCCACGGAGAACUACCUGACAGGGAUGCUUAUGUGGAACAGGCCAGUUGUCCGUUCAUUGGACUCCAAGUGGUAUGUCUCUGAGGAGAUGUUCCCAGACCCCUCGUACCCGACCUACACCCUGGGCAUGGGAUACGUCUUCUCCAAUGAUCUUCCAAGGAAAUUUGUGGACAUCUCAAUAUCAAUAAAGCCCUUUAACAUAGAGGACGCCUACAUUGGCAUGUGCAUGAAAAAGCUAGGACUUGAACCCACGUCUCCACCAAAUCCCUCCCAGUUCAAGGCCUAUAUCGCGAAAUACGACCGCUGCGAAUUUUCACAGAUCAUCACCUACAUCCUUGGUUCUGCAGAACAGUUGAUAAAUUACUGGACAGACUUGAAAAGGCCUGAGCCACCUUGUUAGGACACUGACUACUACAAAUAGAGAGAAAUCAUUUGACUUGAAUGGGCCAGGUGACAGAGUUCUGGGAAUUGUAUUUAUUUGGAGAAUUAUUUUACCCUAGUUUAGAAUGUGAAGGAGCCAAUUGUGAGUCAACACAGUAGUUUCCGAACAACUGCACGAAAUAAAUAUGAGCAUUUAUUUAAUUUGUUGAAUUUAAAACUCCCAAAAACCUUAUGAAGGAUCUG
Platichthys flesus (European flounder) is the source of this 1376-nucleotide messenger RNA. Its product is annotated as beta-1,3-galactosyltransferase 2-like. Bases 1 to 1152 code for a protein of 383 amino acids. NCBI's taxonomy places the organism in Eukaryota, Metazoa, Chordata, Actinopteri, Pleuronectiformes, Pleuronectidae. Gene Ontology annotation, cellular component: membrane. Gene Ontology annotation, molecular function: N-acetyl-beta-D-glucosaminide beta-(1,3)-galactosyltransferase activity. The transcript is spliced from 2 exons. The record is from RefSeq and is a predicted model, not a curated record.